AUGGUCCGAAUCACCAGCAUUGCAUUACUGGCUUCUGCUGCUAAGGCUUUGGCGGUGUCUGCUAAACUUGAGUUCGAUGCCACUCCUGCAGUUGACCGAGAGCAUGCCCUCGUUUCGCGUCAAGACUCUCCUCCUUCCGAGCCUCCGGUUGAGGAGCCAAAGCCUGAAGAGGUAAAGACUGCCAACGCAGACCUGGCCGUGCUGUUGCAAAAGAUUCUGGACGUCAUGGGAAGCGUCAACGAGGACAUAAAACAAGGCAAAGUAAAGCUUGAAACCGAGACAAAGCUUACGCCUGAAGAACAAAAGGUUGCCCUUGAAAAUAUACAGGAGGGGAUCAUGCAAUCCGCCCAAACCUUGGUGGAUAUAGGUAAACCGUUAAUUGAAGGCGAAGGAGAAGGCGAAGGAGAAGGCGAAGGAGAAGGCGAAGGAGAAGGCGAAGGAGAAGGCGAAGUCGAGCCUGCACCUGAAGCCAAAUACAUGGCCACCUCGGCGAUCUCACUGCCCACUUUUGGUGGUCUGAUGGCAGCUCUAAGGUUUCUGCAUGGCCCUGAUGUGAAGCCAUCAACGUAUUUGACGUCGAAGCAAAAGGCUUCGACAUCAGCAGUCCUGGGGUGGAGGAUCUACCGAAGAGAGUGGUGUCCGACCCUUAUCAUCCUGAGCAUCAGUAUCGACCUUGUCUGUCGCCAGAAGCAGUUUGACGAUAGCCUCAUGUCCCUUCUCGGUGGCAUAUGA
Molecule: messenger RNA, 732 nt
Organism: Beauveria bassiana ARSEF 2860
Lineage: Eukaryota; Fungi; Ascomycota; Sordariomycetes; Hypocreales; Cordycipitaceae
Exons: 6
Coding region: 1-732 (243 amino acids)
Source: RefSeq, a predicted model, not a curated record